This is a messenger RNA of Paramacrobiotus metropolitanus, 1472 nucleotides long. RefSeq lists its product as uncharacterized. The record is from RefSeq and is a predicted model, not a curated record. The coding region runs from base 148 to 1146 and encodes 332 amino acids. NCBI's taxonomy places the organism in Eukaryota, Metazoa, Tardigrada, Eutardigrada, Parachela, Macrobiotidae. The transcript has a single exon.
AAUUACGUCCAUGACUCAAAUAAGAAAAUUCCGUGUUUGGUAACUUUACGCAUUUUACGCUUUUCGUUUACAGUUCCGGUUGAUAAUUUACUCAAGAGAAGAAAAGACGAAUUUGUGUAGCUUUUUUUUACUUCUUUUUUUUUAAUAAUGUCGAAGGAGAAAAACAAUGAUCCGGUCGCCCAGUCGGGAAUCGCCACGGCCGGGAAAUACGCACACGCCGACGGCCGCGCGGAGAAAACUGCGGCGCUGGAUAUUACCCGGCAAGGCAUGGAAGUGGCUCCCACCGACGCUGGUUUAACCGCCCGCGCCAAAUCCCAUCACCAUCCGGAACACGUUAUCCCGCCGGAGACCAUGGCUGAUUUGGCGGACCUGGACAAAUCCACAGGAGCCGCUAACGACGCGGAUUUUUUAAAAUGGCUGGACGCCAACCAGGACAUGCCAACGGACGCACUCAACGCCGAGAUGAACCGACGCUCCGGACACGACGCGCAGAAUCUCUCCGACAUCUUCACGGUGUCGGCGCUGCGCAUGUUCUUCGCCCCGGUGAAACCCGACGAACCGCCCAUCGAUUCGGAGAUGGUGCGCCGGGAAUCGGAUGUCUCCUCGGAUGUUUCUAGCCAUAGUGAUGUGGAGGAGCACCCGACGCUGGCGCACCGGCUGCAUUUAGAUGUGCGGGCGCGCCGGGAAGAGCGGAGGCACAAGGAGCUCCAGGAAGCGGUGGACGCGGAGAAGGCGGAUAUGGAGGAGUGGGAGCGGAAGAUCCGGGAGCGGCACGAGCGGCGGAUGAAGCGCCGGGCGGAACGGGAGGCCAGACGGAAGAAGGAAGCGGAGAUGGGGAAAUUGGCGGAUUUGAUGGGGAAAGUUUCCUUGGAUUCGGGAGCGCCGCGUCCCGACUGUGGCGCGAGGUCCCGGGAAGAAAACCGAGAUGUAAAGAUUAAGGAAAAGAUUAUUACGAGUGUGAAUGGAAAAAAUCAUAAGAGUACUGUCAGUUACGAGGCGGUGGAGAAGGAUGGGGAAGAUGGGAAAGAUGUGGACCCGGAAGUGGUGAAGCGCAUCAACACGUUGUACCCGGAAGCGUUCACCACGUUCCGUUCGCCGGCCCGAGACCGGCUACGCCAGAGACUGAAGGGUGCGCCGGCUCCGUGAUUUAUAUUAUUUUACGCUAGUGUAUGCUAUGUCGUUGUAAUCAUGUUUCUUAUUGCUGCGCGUUCUACGAAAAUUUUUACUGUAUGGCAGGAAGUGUGAUUUCUGUCGGUCAUAUCAUCGUCGCUUUUUGGUGCUUUUGCGGUUACACAUUACUGUACGCUAGUCGGUGAGUGCGACAGCGGAUGAAUCUUGUCUAAGCGGUUCACAGUGUUGUGGCUAUCGGUUCUGGCCGAUUUACCGCAAGCGUAGGAUGACGGCACACAUCUAUCGAAAGCUGCCUAUUCUGUUUCUAAGCCUGAUUUGAGUUUUCGUUUUUCUAAUAAUAA